CUCGACUCGAUCCACUAUCAAAGCGCUAUGCUUGGGCAUAAAAGAUUUACAUGAAAAAACAACCAAGACAAUGGGGUUGGUAAUUUGCCAAAUUACCACUCCGUGAACCUGUUCUCUCAACGCGCUUCUCCCAGGAUGUAUGGGAGUUGUUGUUGUAGGCAUGUAGGUAUAUAUGUUAUUGUGAUACGGGUACGUUGAGUCAGUACACCUGAGGUAACAAGUCGCGAUACCUGAGUCGAGCCGCUGACAUACCUGAGGUGAGGAGCUACUUUACUUACCUGUAAUCAGCGUUUACUGUGGAGUAUAUCCAGGUACACGCCAUGGACUGUGGAUAGACAACAGGUAUCACUAGCACACCGCCACCAUGCUGAGAACGUGUACCCCGGGGCCAGCUCCCCAUCUCCGAGCCCCGUCCCCUACGGAGGGACUGAGACGCCAGAUCGUUGAUAUGGUCAGGAUUACAGACCAUGGACUGGGCCAACGUUCAGCCACCAUCAUAUACGACUUACGACAGAGACAGGUUGUACAAGGGGAGACAACUCGUGGGAAAACACCCGACAUACGACGAAUCCCUGCAAGAAACCGAGAUUUUGGUCAUGACCUCGACACAUCCAAAUCAUCUGGAUCUCUUCCCCAGCCAUGUAAGACAUCGACACCCUACACUCAAAGACGUGAGGUAAAACGAGACAGUGAGGCAAGAAACCUGUCCCCAAACCGCUUCAAGACAGCCUUCCAGAUCCCAAGUCCCCCGCGGACAUCCCAGGGUGUCCCCGAGACGACAAAGAGGCCCCGGACAGGUCAGGGUCGAGAGCGGAGGGUCGUGAGGACAAAGAGCAUCCGGCUUCAGAAUGACACUGCUGGUCCUCACUGUCAAUCCUCGGAUUCCUCCAGUCCGUCGGACGAGAAGACAACCAGCAAAACAUCAGGAGAACCUUGUGAAGUUCGUGGCAACGCCAUCAGUUCAUCGCCAACACGAUCAAGAGUUAUGUCCCCUGUGAAGAGGGCUGAGGUGCAGCGCCGUGCUACGCUGUUCUCGACCUCGCUUGAACUGUUCCGAAGGCGACUGAAGAUGAACCAAAGUAAAUUUUUCAGUUGUAAUAAAGUUAAUCCAGAGGAGUAUGUGAUAAGGAAAGAAGAGAGAAAACCCUCGGCGAAACAGCGACUGAAUGUUAACAAUAUUCCAAAUUCGAAAAAACUCCAUCACCGGUUCGUGUCGCUCAAACGCAACUGGAGGAUUCAGCUGACGAUAGUCUGGAGACGAAGCAGACAAGAUGUUCCUACAGAUUGCCCGAAGUAACGGAUGAAGAAAAACAGGUGUCGUUCGGCGACCUCCGCAGCCUUCCGCAGGUACAGACAUACGUUCUAGAAGAUGACGGCUCAGACCAUGCCCGUCGACGCACAUUCAGAGAACCUGCUCCACUAACGUCUCACAACCUCGGCAUCCACAACAUGUUUAUGGACCAACAACGUCGACGACCUCGCGUUGAAGCUAAUGGGGUUAUUUACGACGCUCGGACAUGGCGUUGGGUGGAAGAGUCGAAUGCACAAGGCCGAGUCCAAAGAAUGGUUCGAUUCAACAUCUCGUCAAAUCCCGUCACAGAAACGGCUUCGGACUCGAGUAGAGUGAUCUCGGACGGGUCACGUGAUUAGUGUCACCCUGUCCUUAUAAACAUAAUAGGGUAUAGAUCCCUAGUGCCUGUGAUAAUGGUGGACAAAGUGAUAUUUCAUUCAUCGGAGUAUCCCAGUGGAUUAUGACGUCAUAUAUUCGGAUACCUAUGAGUUUGACAUGUCUGUUUACAAGUGAUCACAUGAUUUAGUGGUGAUGGAUAUAGUUCAUUAACCCAAGUUUUGCCUUCAUGAAUAUACUUGAUGAAUAUACUUGAUGGAUAUAUUUUGUAUUACACCGUGUACAUACUUACUUAAGUUUCAAAGUAUUUACCGUAUUAUAUGUCUUGGCAUAGAAAUAAUGUACAUGUAUUGUGUCUAAUGGAGCCAGAGCAGUAAAUGUAGUUCCGUAGUUCCGUAGAACUUUAUUUCGCUUCCCGACACUGCUCCUCAUUUUCGUUUGUAGGGAAUUUUUAGUAUCUUAUUGAAAUAUCCGUUUCGCUUCGUAGAUAUUUCUUCGUGUAACGGAAGUUCCAAAACGGAAUUAUUUAGCGUGUGUCAGUGGACAUCGUGAAGCUUUUUUCGGUGGCGGAUAAAGACAAAUAGAUUCAAUGGGGCAUCCAUUGUGUCCUGAACUAAACACGCGUCCCCAACACUGUCAAACGGGGUUUUGACGGAACAGUGGGAUGACGUAUCUUCAGACACGCGUCAUACUGAUCUGAUGUUUCGAUGCCCGACGUAGAGUGUAGUGUUCGUAUUGUUGCGUUUCGUGUGUCUAUGCAUCGGCUACUGACGGUUAACUGACAUCCCAUACCAUCAGAUCGUAUAAACAGUUAACAUUAGUUUCAAGUAACUGAUAUUUCACAGAAUAUUUGGCACGCCGAACAAUCAGAUCAUAUUGUCAGUUAACUUCAGUUUCGAGUUGCUGAUAUUUUGCUGAUACCUAAUACCAUCAGAUCAUAUUAUCGGUUAAGAUAAGUCUCGUUUAACUAAUAUUUCGCAGAAUAGUUCACCGACACCCCUUACCAUACCAAUUACCAUACCAUAUUAUCAGAUCAUAUUGUCAAUUAACAUCAGUUUCGACUAACUGAUAUUUCGCAGAAUAUUUCGUAACACCCCAUACCUUCAGAUCAUAUUAUCAGUUAACAUCUCUUUCGACUGAUAUUUCGCAGAAUAUUACGUGACACCCCAUACUUUCAUAUCAUAUUAUCAGUUAACUUUAGGUUCGAGUAACUAUUAAUGUAUUAGUUUCGGAUAACUGAUAUUUUGAGGACUGUUUCGUUGAUACUCCUUCCCAUCAGAUCAAAUCAACUUACAGUUCGAGUAACUGAUAUUGCGCUGACACCAUAUGCCAUCAGAUCAUAUUAUCGUUUCGGUCAAGUGGCAUUUCGCUGUUGAUACACAUUCAGUUCAUAUUGAUGUUUCGUAGAAUAUUUCGCGGACACCAUCAUCUCAUAUUAUCAGUUAAUAUCCGUUUCGGAUAACUGAUGUUUCGAAAAGGUUUCGGCUGAUAUCCUAUACCACCAGAUCGUAUUACCAGUUUCGUGUAACUGAUAUUCGAUAACACCAUGUAUCACCAGAUCAUAUUAUCGGUUGUCAUCAGUUUCGUGUAACUGAUAUUUCGAUAACACCAUGUAUCACCAAAUCAUAUUAUCGGUUGUCAUCAGUUUCGUGUAACUGCUAUUUCGAUAACACCAUGUAUCACCAGAUCAUAUUAUCGGUUGUCAUCAGUUUCGUGUAACUGCUAUUUCGAUAACACCAUGUACCACCAGAUCAUAUUAUCGGUUGUCAUCAAUUUCGUGUAACUGCUAUUUCGAUAACACCAUGUAUCACCAGAUCAUAUUAUCGGUUGUCAUCAGUUUCGUGUAACUGCUAUUUCGAUAACACAAUGUACCACCAGGUCAUAUAAUCAGUUAACAUCAGUUUCGUGUAACUGAUAUUUCGAUAACACCAGAUACCACCAGAGAAUAUUAUCGGUUGUCAUCAGUUUCGUGUAACUGAUAUUUCGAUAACACCAUGUACCACCAGGUCGUAUAAUCAGUUAACAUCAGUUUCGUGUAACUGAUAUUUCGAUAACACCAGAUACCACCAGAGAAUAUUAUCGGUUGUCAUCAGUUUCGUGUAACUGAUAUUCGAUAACACUAUGUACCACCAGGUCGUAUAAUCAGUUAACAUCAGUUUCGUGUAACUGAUAUUUCGAUAACACCAGAUACCACCAGAGAAUAUUAUCGGUUGUCAUCAGUUUCGUGUAACUGAUAUUUCGAUAACACCAUGUACCACCAGAUCGUAUAAUCAGUUAACAUCAGUUUCGGGUAACUGAUAUUUCGCAGAAUGUUUCGCUGACACCCAUAACAUGAUGCCAUAAUUAUAUUAUCAGUUUCGGGUAACUGAUAUUUCGAUAACACCAUGUACCACCAGAGCAUAUUAUCAGGUUGUCAUCAGUUUCGAGUAACUGAUAUUUCGCAGAAUGUUUCGCUGACACUCAUAACAUGAUGCCAUAAUUAUAUUAUCAGUUUCGGGUAACUGAUAUUUCGCUGAAGAUUUCGCUGACAUCCCAUACCAUCAAAUCAUAUUAUCAGUUGAAAUCAAUUUCGGAUAACUGAUAUUUCGCAGAUGUUUCGGCUGACCCCCCAUACCACUAGAACGUAUUAUCAGUUAACAUCAGUUUCAGGUAACUGCUAUUUCGUUAACGCCAUAUACCAUCAGAUCAUAUUAUCACUUAACAUAUCCGUUUCGGUCAAGUGGUAUUUCGCUGAUGAUAUAGAAUCUACAUCCAGUUAACACUGAUCUUUCGUAGAAUAUUUCGCGGACAUUCAAUGCCAUCAAAUCGUGUUCGGAUCAGUUUCGGAUAACUGAUAUUUCUCAGAAUUUUCUGAUGACACCCCAUAUCAUUGCUUGCAUUAUCAGUUAACAUCAGUUUCGAGUAACUGAUAUUUCGUUGAUCACAUCAUCAGAUCAUAUUAUCACUUAACAUAUAAAUUUCGGUCAAGUGGUAUUAACGCUGAUGUUUCGCAGGAUAUUUCACGACACAAUGUCCCAUUCUGUUUCUGGUUCAACACGAGUUAUCGGACCUGAUUGUGGAAUACCAAUACAUUUUGUGUUCAUUAUCUCAUCAUUACAUCACCCAUCGUAGCCCAAAUCUUUACUGUUGACCUGGUUAAAUGAUGGCCCGUUCAGUUUCGAACGUUUUCGCUGAACACAAGUACUGAUGGAUUUGUUCGGCAAGAUGACGGGACCGACAUAUCGAGAUACUGUGAGUGUCCCAUUCGUUUCGGUUGUAAGUUUCCAAUAUUGUGCACUCUUUUGAAAGGAAAAGUUGAUCUCGACAUGCUGUUAACUGGAAUAUGAGUUCCAUUUUUGUAAAACUGAAUUUUCCCUUCGAGGUUUCGAAUUUCGACCGACGCUCGUGGCCUUCAUCCGUGCAAAUGUGGAUGCCAACAGACACUAGAACUGCCAAGUUUGUAGACUUGGAAAAUAUAUCCCCAACUGACCUUUUCGUGUUAGCAUUGCGUUUGUGACACUGCAGAGAAGGGGAAAUGGAUUUGUUUGGUUCCAAUGAGAUGCAUAUUUCGUUUUUAUUCCCUGUGAGAGCGCUUUUUCGGAUUUACUCCAUCAGUAGUCGGACUGUCAAUUGUUUCGUCUUUUCGCAAAAUCUGACACAAAUACGGUGGUCGUUUUCAGACAAAACGAUUCUAUCGUCUGAUUCUCGCACAGUAUUAUUUUCUUCUGAAUGCUUUGAGGGAAAUAGUACAUUUGUUUCACGAGGGCGGUCACGUAUCGCCUUUCGUCGCUUUCGUUCCCCCAUGCAAGCCCAUAUUACCCAUUGUAUGGAGGAUUGGACGUGUAGUGUUUCUAUGCCAAGACAUACGCAAUAUCAUGUACAUUACCUAUGGAUUACGUAUCAAUUUUAAUACUCAAAUCAAAUGUGAAAUUGUGAUAUCCCUUCCCCUUCCUACCCCUAAGGUGCAAACCUGCUAUAAAAUCGGAGUCAAUAUAUAACUCGACAGCAUUGCUUAAUUAAUUUUCUUAUCAGCUAUACAAUCUACGAUACCCUGAAGGGUGUAUAUGAUUACAUGUACACGACGAAGCAAUAAAUGCAUGUACAUAAUAUCACUGUAAAUAUACGGAUCUAAGUGCCAUGUUUUAUAUGAACGAUGCCCAUGUAUAGUGUGUACACUAUAUGUAUCAGUUAUGUACCUCGUGUAAUGUUUUGAGAAAUGUCAAUGUACAUUAUUAAAUGAUGCUCAAAUCGGCUGGAAAUCUACACGCGCACUUGCUUCUGUUUUGAUAAAGGUGUUCCAAGCAAACGAUUUUCACUUGCAUUUUCAUUGUGAUUUUAUGUAUGUACAUGUUUUUCAAGGGCGGACAUUGACAUUUCUUAUUGUUUGAAGUAUAGUGUGACAAAAUAAAUAGUAAACAACUGCA
This is a messenger RNA of Haliotis rubra (blacklip abalone), 6030 nucleotides long. RefSeq lists its product as uncharacterized. NCBI's taxonomy places the organism in Eukaryota, Metazoa, Mollusca, Gastropoda, Lepetellida, Haliotidae. Bases 365 to 1297 code for a protein of 310 amino acids. The transcript is spliced from 3 exons. The record is from RefSeq and is a predicted model, not a curated record.